This is a messenger RNA of Xyrauchen texanus (razorback sucker), 4248 nucleotides long. RefSeq names its product centrosomal protein 85 (gene cep85). Gene Ontology annotation, cellular component: centrosome. The record is from RefSeq and is a predicted model, not a curated record. NCBI's taxonomy places the organism in Eukaryota, Metazoa, Chordata, Actinopteri, Cypriniformes, Catostomidae. The transcript has 14 exons. Bases 243 to 2558 code for a protein of 771 amino acids.
AAGAAGAACUAAAAAAAACGGUUGGAAAAACUCGAGCUUCAGUCGUUCCACCGCGGGUAUUUGAAGCUCGGGGUUACUGUAUGUGGUUGUUAUGUGUCUUUGUUGUUGACAUUAGCAUCAUCAAAUAAGCGUCUCUCAUGUAAUGCAGCACAUAAAUGUCCCUCCGGCUGUGCUGUAUUCUCGUCAUUGUUAUCUUGAGCAAAUAACCCUACAGCUCUUGAGUUGAGUUGACUGCCAUAGGAAUGACACAGAAAUACCAGAACCCCAAACUUUCAGCGGGGCACUCCGACACUGAGUGGCUGACACCUGCUGUGUCUGAAAAGUUCCAGAGCCGUUUAGGAUGGCGGUCCGGCACUGGAGAAAAUGGGAACAUGGGGCUAGGGGCCUCUGACAACACAGAAGAUUUCUGCAGCGUUGGCAGCAGCCCAUCCUUCCAGCCAAUUCGCAGUCAGAUCCCCAUCCCCACCGCACAUGUCAUGCCCUCCACGGCUGGAGCUCUGGCCUCCAAGCCUAAGCCACAUGCCGCUGAUGAGACCCGGGCGUCCUCUAGCUCAUCCAGCUCCAAGUCAUCCCUCCCCAAAUCUGUGUCCUCGCCCAACCUGGACGUUCCACAUGAAGGAAAUUUAGAUGCAACUUCAGUCAAACCGGAUUGUCUGAGCAGAUAUCGCAGUCUAGUAAAUGGACUCGACCACUCGCUUUUCCCCUCUGGAGAUCAAACAAGACUUGAUGAAUACCAGAAGUUUGAUGUACCCGCAAUGGAGCCCACACUUAAUCAGUCUGCUCUGCUCGGGGGCCUUUGCCUGGAUGUGCGGCAACAGCUGCAAAUGACCGGGCUUGCGGAAAAUACUGGCUUGCUUGAACAGACCUAUAAAGUAUUACCAGAGACCAGGGCAGCUCUUGCCUGUGCAGCAGACACCUAUGGCCAAAGGAACGUUCAUUCAGGGUCUGGUGCCAGGAUGUUUUCUGUACCUCAGGGCCUGCACACUCAGGCUCUCUUGAGGGACCAGUCCAACACUGGAGCUUAUGAUCCCUUACUGCAGGAACGCUGUAGUGAACUGGCCAGCUGGCAGCAGCAGAAGCAGAAACUUGAGAGUCUGCGGCUGCAGGUGGAACAAAUGCAGUUAAUGACAGGAGGGGGUGCACAAUAUGCUUCUCUCUAUCCAACAACUCCUCACACAGAAAACAGUAAGUGGGAUGCUGUCAUCAAAGCCAAUGAAAACUUGCUGAAAGACAAAGAAUUUAUCAUUGAAAGGCAGAAACAGCAAAUGUCUCUGUUGGAGCAACGUCUUCGAGAGAGUGAACUGCAGGUGCACAGUGCCCUCAUGGGACAUGGAGCCCCUUACACAGACAUGUGUCUUUUGAGACUACAGGAAGCCCAGCGGGAAAAUGCCUUUUUGCGAGCCCAGUUUGCUGAACGCAACGACUGCUUUUCCAAGGAGAAGCUUGAAGCUGACCGGAGACUGGGUGCUGUGGAAGCCGAGAUGCAGCGUUUGAAUGAGAUCUUGAAAGAAAGCAGUGAAAAACACUCAGAGGAGCUCAAGAAACAAGAGGAGAGGAUCCGCAGUCGAGACAAGCACAUCAACAGCUUGAAAAAGAAGUGCCAGAAGGAGUCUGAGCAGAACAGAGAAAAGCAGCAACGUAUUGAGACGCUUGAGAGAUAUCUGGCUGACCUCCCCACAAUGGAAGACUAUCAGGCCCAGCACAAAAAGCUGGAGGAGAUGGAGGAGAGGGCAUCUCUGUUGCAGGCCACUGUCAAAGAUCUGGAGGUCCAACUGGCGGAGUCCUGCAGUGCUGUACGCAAUAAAGAGACCCAACUGGAAGAACAAAGACGCAAGGAGAGAGAACUACUUACAACAGUCACCAGUCUCCAGAACAGAGUGAAGGAAAGCCUUGAGGAUGGGGUGAGAUUACCCUCUCUUGAUGUAGAGAAGCUACGAGAAGAAAACACAACCUUGAAAGAAGAGCAACAACGGCUCAAAAAGGUCAUUGAGAAGCAACUGAGAAUAAUGGAGCAGCUGGGCUCACAGAUCAGGACUCUAGAGGAGCAGCUUUCUCAGGAAGAGUGCAGUAUUCUGGCCCUGCGAGAGGAGGUUGCAGAGAAAGAGGAGGGUCUGCAACAGUUACGCACCGUUAUGAAGGAGCUCUCAGUGCAGAACCAGGAGCUGAUGGAGCACAAACUCACUCUGCAGGAGCGUCUUCAGGGUGACUCGUCGUCAAGUGGUCUUGGUCUGUCUGAUAGAAGUGCUCCAAUGAUCCCUGCAUGUGCCCGGCUCACCCAGAGGCUGUAUGGAGAGAUGGCCUCCUGUCUGUGUGACCUCCGCUUCCUCUGCAACGUUCUCACCCAGCGAGCACAGGGCAGUGACCCAAACUUAUCCAUGCUGCUUGGCAUUGCAUCUCCCCCUCCAGUAGCAGAGCAGUGGGAGGACUGGCUCAGCCCUGAGGGCCUGCAGAUGAAGAUACUAGAAGCUCAGCAGCUACGACGAGAAGUUGAGGAACUGAGAACCACCAUCUCUGACCGUUAUGCUCAAGACAUGGGAGAAAACUGCAUCACUCAGUGAGCCUGGACAAAGCAGUUUGUGCUCAGUGAUGGUAACUUUGAAACAAGAGAACAGUUUGACAUCAUCGUUUGGUGCCUUUCAAAGAUUUUGAGAUGCUAGAAGCUCUACGAAAACAAGCCUUCUCCACGACGGGCUAACAACACUAAUGACAAAAUAAUCUACAAAAUCAGAGGGAUAUUUUUAUACAAAGCUUUCAUAAGAUAUUUUACCAAAACGUCUUUUUGUGCAGUGGAAAGAGAGAUGUUAUUUAAUAUUAACCUUUCCAUGUAUUUGGGAAUGCCUGUGAUGUUGACAAUCAACUGAUAAAUCAUUUUUGUGUUAAGAAAUAACAUGCCAUUUUUUUACAAUGGUAAAGUGUCUACUAUAGAGCGUGGCUUCGUCGCAUGUAAUGACAGGUCACAUUUAAUGAGUCAUCUAUCAUCUCAAAGAAAACCGAACAUGCCACACCAAACAUGGCAUUUAAGGCUGAGGAAAAACUUGGGCAAAAUCUCUAGUUGUUUGAGAUAUUAAUUGAAACAUUUUGUGUUUAACCUCCGUAUAUGUUAAAGACAUGUCCAAACCAUUUCACUAAUACUGUAAGGAGUCAUGUUGUAAACAGUAUUAUGGAGACCAAUAAAUAGUGACACAAUUUUAAGCAGAAUGAUGCAAGGUAAGUUAGGUAAGCGGACUUCUCCCUUAAACAACUCAAAAAUCAAUUGCAUAUAAGUCAUGUUCUGUUUAAUAUAGUUUGUUCCACAAAGGAGAGAUGGGCUUAAACACGGCACUUUCUGAUUAGUUUCAGUAUUUUCAAAGUCGCUCAUAUUUUACUUUGAUCCAAGUACCUCACAGUAUUUACAGACUCUGUAUUGCUGUCAAAUAUAAAUGGUAAUUGUUUGAAUGGUUAGUUUCCAUUGAGAGGUCUUGCCAAUAAGACAUGGGAUGGGAUGUGCUUUGUUGUAAUCCAUAUUAUAUUAGCUGUCUGGCUCAUAAUUUGUUUGAUCGGCUGUGAAAAUAAGAUCAUUAAAUCAAUACACCAGACAAAGUAAACGUAUGAAGCAAAAAUUGUAUUUGCGAGUGCACUGUUAAACAUUACACCUGGUGCCUUAAGAUCUGUGAAUUAAUCUGUAAUUGCUGAAUUUCUAAUAGCUUUACAGCAUAACAUACCAAUGUAAACACUAAGUGUCUCUGUCUAAUAUAAUGUGCUACUGCCAAGAUUUUUGGAUUGCAAAAUGGGCACAUAUGUAUUGUGAUUGAGUAUUGCCAGGAAAAUUGUAAUGUUUGGUCCAGAAUCAUCUCUUAACCAGUGUGAUCAUAAUGUGAUGAUGCUUUACAUUUUUUUUUUUUUAUAUAUAUAUAUUGUAUUUCAUUCAGGUUUUAACACUAAACCAGCCAGGCAAGCAUCAUAUGCCAAAAAUUUAUAAUGACACUAAAUGUUUAUAUAUAGACUUAUUGGUCUUAUGUUUAUCUCCUUUUUAGAAAUAAAGAUUUGUAAUUUCAUAACCUUAUGCUGAAUAUUUGUUUUUAGUAUGUACAAUUCUGAUAGUCCACACAAAAAAAAGAUUUAUCCCGGCCAGUCAUGUAAGAGUGGCUAGUCUUUAUUUGAUGAAGGCCAUUCUUUGUUUCUUUGCUCUCUGUGAGAAGUUUGUGCCUCUUGAUAUUAAUUUGAGAAAUCAGUAAAUGUCAAUAAACCUAUUAAUCAAUUCUGAAGUUU